Messenger RNA from Pseudogymnoascus verrucosus, 1125 nucleotides. RefSeq lists its product as uncharacterized. The record is from RefSeq and is a predicted model, not a curated record. The transcript has 7 exons. NCBI's taxonomy places the organism in Eukaryota, Fungi, Ascomycota, Leotiomycetes, Thelebolales, Thelebolaceae. Bases 1 to 1125 code for a protein of 374 amino acids.
AUGCUCGAUCGAAUACCUGCCGAAGUCCUUAGGUUAAUCGUAGAAAAAAUUAGUACACAAUCAGAUCUGAAGAGUCUUUGCAAGGUGUCUAAAUAUGUUGCUGAAUUCGCGACACCGUGUCUGUAUGAAUCAAUCACCUUGCACGCGGACGAAAUGCUGGACUUGGAUGAUUUAAAACACAAGAUCGAGCUUUGUUCCAACGACAAUGUAAAGUUCACAAAGAACAUUUGCUUUAAGGCUCCGCUGCAUUAUAAUUUAAGAAAACGGUGUCUACACUACGAUUCGGAGUUGCCAGAGCAUUUAGCUGAUGUCAUUAAUAUGGACUAUGGAAGUGAAGUAGACAUGAGUCUCGAUCCAUUUUGGGACUUAUCUAUGGCACUUAUUGACUGGAUGUGCACUUUUGGCGACAAUAACCUCCAGAGCUUGAGUUUGAACUUGGGAUGCUGUGUUCCAAAUGAGAUCUUAAACUAUCCUGGAAACUAUUGGACGGGGAAACAGAAGCGCAUCCAGUCAAUAUCGCUUCUCAUCGAUGGCGUCGCCUUUGCUCCUUUCGAAUACGAAUUCGGCCACUCCUUCAACAUGAUGAACUUGAGCACGCUGCAACUACGGAACUGCCCUUCUUCCCUGGAACUGUUAGGAGCUCUUCUUGAGCAAGGGAUAACUCCCAAACUAAAGUCGUUUGAGUUAAUCAUUGACUGGGACUGUCUUCAUCAUUACAGUAACUUUGACGAGGUGCAGACCGAGUCGACCCUAAAGCGCCUAGUCCUUCACGAGAGGAUUAUUUCAAAUGGCGAGGUUGUGGAUAGUGGUAUCCCGUGGCACAAUUCAGGAGAACUUUUGUUUCACAACUCAAGACUUAGCUGCUUUAGCACAAGUGGCCCAAUUUCUGAAAUGAAAUCGUCUUUCGCUGAACUUCCCGUGAAGCCUAGAUGCCACAUCUUACACAUCAAAAUGUCCUGGAUAGAUCAUCACAAGAAGUUCAAAGAAGAGUUCUAUAACCCUAACCCAGAACACAGUGGUUUUAAUUUUGAGGAUUUCGAACUCGUAUAUGAGAAGGGCGGGAAGUUUCUUUCAUAUCCGCAGGCAGAAACAUUCAACGAGACUGUUGACACCGCCCAAACCUAG